Molecule: messenger RNA, 756 nt
Organism: Acytostelium subglobosum LB1
Lineage: Eukaryota; Evosea; Eumycetozoa; Acytosteliales; Acytosteliaceae
Exons: 3
Coding region: 1-756 (251 amino acids)
Source: RefSeq, a predicted model, not a curated record
AUGAGUGAUAGACAUUUAACAGAUGGAGGUGGUAGCCUUCAAUCAAUAUUGGCACCUACAUCACCUGAUUCUUCAAGAUCAAUGUCAAAACGUGACAUGGAGAGAGGUAGUGGAUCAUCACAACCAGAGAUGAGACUAAAAGUGCUAAAGUCACUACUUGUCAACUCUGCCGUCAUGACCGUAGUCUUUACACUCUUCACAAUCACCUUGCUAUCAAUAGCCGGUGGAGCGCAAAUAUUCAAAGCAAUGACAUUCAAAGAGAUGACAUGUAAUGUGUAUAAUACAACGAGAAUAACAAAGAUUAAUACUACGGAUUGUUCAAGAUUGAAUGAGGGUCUGCUGUCACCGGUGUAUGACAGUGACUUUUAUAACUCAUUCCCUAUAAUGAACCCGCAGCCAACUGUUUGCUAUCAGGGUGUUUAUAAUGUGUCGCUGAAUGGCGAUCGCAAACACUCGGUGCAGGGCCCGUGGGUGCACUCGCUACAGUGCACCAUCCGAUAUCUACAGGCGAUCACGCAGCGCCAGAACGUCAGCUGCUUCAUCGACACGGACAACAACAUCAUCUGGACGAGUCCGCCGUCGUCGCCCUAUGCUAUCGCACUGUUUGCCGUUGUCUGCUCGCUGACCGUCAUCUCGAUGGUGCUACUCGGCUUCACAUUCUACAAAGUCAAGUACCAGGCCUACCUGGAAGAGGAGACGCCACUGAUCAACUCUGGCAACAACAGGUUCAACAGAGACUUUAGCUUCAGGCGUUGA